This is a messenger RNA of Porites lobata, 13082 nucleotides long. The record is from the annotation of a GenBank genome assembly. NCBI's taxonomy places the organism in Eukaryota, Metazoa, Cnidaria, Anthozoa, Scleractinia, Poritidae.
GCAGCAGGAUGGACCUCAGAAAAUUUACCGUUUUUGCCUUUCUCCUGAACCUGGAGAUUCUCGCUACAACUGUAGAAGGUACACAGCUCUUCUUUUCUUCUUAGGCCGUUGCAAUCUACGCGUGUAGGUUCUUAUACCUGACAAAAAUGUUACUUUUUUCUAGUAGCAAUUGUUUUAAAAUUCUUAAACUUCAAUCUGUUGAAACCCAAUUCAACUCGGUCGAAGACUUUUUAUUUCACUAACAUUUUUCUAGAGAAUAUACUUGUUUUAGAUCUCAACUAAAGCAAGAAUGUCUGGAGGUUAGAUCAUUUGAAUUCAUCAUAGUGAUUUGUUUACAAAUGUGGGGACACAACCGCCACUCCAUCGGGCUUUUAAGUAACUAAAUCAGUGCUCGCGGAGCUGACGAAUUGUUAAGUCGAUUCGAUGUAUUUAUCAUCUCGUUAUUUGCGAAUCCUCUACAUGCAGAAGCAAUGUUCUCAAGAAAAUGACUAUAUUUCAAAGCUCUCGGUCGAUUUAUUUGUUUGCCGCAACUCUGUCAAAAUAUCUACAAAGAGAACAGUCAGGUCUGUAGUCUGGUUACCACUUGGAUCGAAGAAACACGAAAAAAAGGGAUAAACAUUUAUCCCAUGUUUCAUAUCCUCAGAUGACUUGGCAGUUUUAAGAUUUCAAAACCUAAGAUUUUGCCAGUGGGGUGAGGACUUUGAAAAACCUGCCCUUAAGACUCCACACCCACAUUCUGACGCAAUGCGGAAGUUUUAAUAUAUUUCAAAUUUUUGAAGGAAUAGUGAUGAUUUCUGUCAGUUCAGCGACCCGCAUUUAACAGAAAACCUUAAACAAGUUUUAUAUUUUUGAUUUUUUUUUUCCGAGUCAGUCAUUCCCAUGAUUCCUGUACUUCUCGGUAGCGAUCUACAGAUUUCCUACUUCGUAGAGUUCUGUUUUAAUCCAAUCAACGAUAACUGUCAUUGCCCCUUACCCUUUUGGUGCAAGGAACCGAGAUCACCUGAUAAUGUUUGCGCACGUGUAACGUGACCAGAAUCAAGACAUCUAGAUUUGCUUUCAAGUGGAAUAACUGAAAAUAAACAAAAAAGUAGCUAGAGGAGUCGAAAUGAGACUUGAAGCAAUUCUAAAGAGAAUUGUCAAGCAAUUUGAGUUUGCCAGUAGGAUGGACUUCGGAAUAGACAAUGACUUAAGCACGAGUGAAACAUUGAAGGUUGAUGACAACAACAAACCAAAAUAAAGACAACCUCAAUAGGAUGGUAUCUAAGUGUGCAUUUUUUUUCUUUAAUUUGAUAUUACUUUCCUAAACUGAUUUGUCUCCAAAUGUCUCAGCGUGCGUCUAUAUCGCGCUGGCCAGAUAUGCAAUUCGCCAACUUAUUCAUUACCAUUUUAUGAUUAAGAGCAUUCUGGAUAUUUUAAAUGUAAACUAUCUGAAGUAUAUAUCGUAAAAUUCGUCUUCCUGAAUUUUCUUCACGUAACGACUAUCAAACAUUUUAUGAUACAAAUGAAAAGCCUUCUUUUAAGAUAGCGCAUUUUUCGGUCCUGUGCAACUCGACGGUAGACUGAGUCGUUUAUUGUUUUUUUUUUUUGUAUUUAACUAGAACUAGGCCAAGUUACGUUUUUACCGCGCUAUUUAUAUGAAAAAUGAAAUUCACAAAAUCCCUGAAAAAGAAAAAAAGGCUUAUAAUUCGCAAAAAUAAAUAAAGAGGAACCGAUCAGUUCCGUCAUUUCCACAUCUAAAACACAGCCGCUCUGAGACACGCCCCUCGCCUCUCUUUAAUUUCAAGCCACACUCUGCUCAUUUUCAGGUAUUUCCUAUCAAGGUGGCAAACUAAACGCAUCAGAGACACGUCAAGGAUGGAAUUGCGACGGCGGAUGUGAGGCGCCACAACAUUGUACCCUACCACGCUGCACCAAUGUGGUAUUUCCGCAAACGUUUAGUGGAUCUGGAACCGUAAGUAAACCCUAAGCAAUUAAAACUUAUAGUCUAAUCUUCAGGGUUCGGGGUAACUUUCUUUUGUAAGUGAAUCACAUUAAGCUUCUUUAAAAAUCUAAUGUUCUUUACAAAUUUUGAUUUGCCAAAGUACUUGUGGUUUUCUGUACUUCGGUGCGCAUAGGUAUGCUUAAGUGCUUCUAAUCCCUAAGAUGCGUAUGUUUUUGAACAAAACAAAACAGAACAAAACAAAACAAAUACAAAAAGCCGGAAGAUUCUGACGAUAAAUAUAGAAGGUCUCUAUUCCAUGAAAUGGGAAUUUGGGGGUAAAAUGUGAGAGUGUGUGGAGGGGGGGGGGGGUGGGCGAUUGGGGUCGAUUAGCUAGACUCUCUUUUUCUUCAGAUUUAGUGUGUGGAGUGAACGCGUGCGCGAGCGUCGAGCAGACGCGAGAAACAAGGGAGGCAUUCUCGCGCCUCCAGUCACGCGCAAGGCCACGCCUGACUUGCGUGUCUCGCGUAUCUCGCGCGUUUCGGUCGACGGAUUAGGAAAAAAAGAGAGACUGCUCAUAGUCUAGGGUGGACUUGUCACCUGAUAAAUUUUCAUUGAUGCCUGUCUUUACCUAACGCAUUUCAGGUUCGAGUUUUUGUGUCAUUAAGCCAUGAAGAUCAGUCUUCAGUUGUUCAUUCGCCUUCCGCCGUGUGGGCAGAGUCCAUUAGUACAGCUGGAUUUCAGUUAUGCUCGCGUGCAACAGGUUCUACAAACGACACUGGAAUUAUCAACUGGGUAGCAUUCCAGGACAAACCCAUGUUAACGCAUGGAAGCGUUACUUUUAGCGGAAUAUGGACAACAGAAACUAAGUGUGAGAAGGUGGCCUUUUCUCAGGUUAGAUAACAAUAAUUGACAACGAGUAUAUAAUUUUGUUACAAAGGUGUAAAACGUAAUUAAAUAGUAGAAACAAAUGAAAUAGUAUCAGAAGGUAGUUCUAAAACAAAUGAUCACUAAUUAAUAUCCGGAAUUUGCUCUUCACAGCAGAGUUCACUGCUAAAAGUCUUUUUAAGUUUUCACUUGGGCUUAUUUUCAAACUUUUCCUUCCAUCACCUUUAGAUAUGCCAUUUUCACGUUUUACUUUGGAGGUAGUGAUUGAAUAAUGCUUGACCGUUUUGAAUGUAUUGAUGUGUUUAAGGUAAUUUGGAAAAUAGAAGUCUAUUUUUUAAUGAUAUUAAAUUUGUAGCAUUAAAAUUAACAAAGUUAGCCGAAAAGGACCAUUGUUGUUUGUAACUUUAUUUAAGUAAUGGGCCAAAUAAGAUGCAUUCACCAACCUUUUUAACACUUCGUAGAAAGAGGUGAAAAAGGGGUAGAAUAUUGAGUUAAUGGGAAUAGACAAGUAGAUUUAAUUAAUCUGCUCCCCUUAAAUCCUUAAUUUCAUUUAAGUGCCGCUGAGUACUUCAUCGAUACGUUCAUGCUGACUUAUCUUUCGAGAAGUUUGUUUAUUUUUCAAUCGAUAGUUUUUGAUAUAUGUAACAAUUUUUUUGCAGAGCUUUGCUUCCAAGCCUCGUGUAUUUGUCUCAGUUAAGUAUACUCGCAGUACAAAGCCAAAUGACGCUAUGUACUUAUGGUUAGAAAACGUCAAUUCUGGAGGAUUUGAAGUGUGCUUGAGGGAAUUCUUGCCCUUUGAUGGAAAACACAAAGAUGCAGUUGUGGUAGGUGGAGAAAAAUGUCCGAGUAAACUAUAGUAUUGCUGAAAACAAACAAACAAACAAACAAACAAACUUGACUUUGCCACACCUCGGCAGCCCGCGAAACCAAUUGCCCAGAACGUUUUUGACGCAAUUAAGGUCAGUGUCAUGUCUCACGCAGUCAUUUCUUGUUAAAGGAAACGUCGCUCGAAACCUGACGCAAAUCGUCUUGUAAAAAAAGGGGUAGCAAAUUAAACAUUAUUUUCUUGUCCGCAGGACUGGUUUGCAUUUACUGGAAAUGGGAGUCAACUUAAUUUCACAUUAACUGGAGAAGAAAUCUUUCCAAACAGUGGAAAUCCAUCGGCCAAAAACAACUACGGCUUCUGUCAGGUGAAAACUUUAGUUCUAACAAGAACAUUUAGCAAGCCAAAGAAUACUGAUUUUUUAGUGGUUAAGUUCAAACUAAAGAAAACUUAAAAUACAGUAAACCCAAACUUACCAGGCCAUGGUAAUCAACAUUGUAUCCAAAAUGGCAAUUCCAAGAUGAGCGCGACAUGUUUAUCUCGCGAUUUUGAUGUGCGCAUAUUUCGCGAUUCUUAAAUUUCGUGACUUUGCGAGAAUUUUAUAUUUCGAAUCUCUUCAAUUUCGCGUUGUAGACAGUGGGCGAAUAUUAGAAGUGGGUAAUUUACGGAAGAUGGGCAAAAAUAGAGGGAGAAGUGAGCACGUUCAGAUCCAUUUACUAACUUACAUGACUUUUUUACCUAUUUACAGGAAGUGCCUUUCAAUACGACCUUUUACAAAUCGCCAGUUGUGAUUCUUUCCGUGAAUCAUGAGUAUAAUCUUAAGGUCAAGGGAAGUCGUCUUCCAGAAAAUAAUAUAAUAUCAGCCUGGCUAGAGGUAGGUUUGGUUUUUUAUUCUAACCUGAGAAAACAGCCCGCCCGACAUUUCGCGCGACGCCACCACUAGUUUUCCCAGAAAAUGAGGAAAACCCCGUUUCACGACGCAAUUACCGGCUUUCCCGUAAAAAAACGUCUGCGGAAGAGUGCAGAAAUUCCAUACUGAUGACGUCUACUUCCCAGAUCAAGAUAGUGCUUCUGAUUGGUCAUGCUACAAAAUAAAUUUUCUUUAACCAAUCAAAAGCACUGCCUGCCCAGAUCUGCGUAGUGACAUGAUCAUCAGUACGCAAUUUCUGCGCUCGUUCCUCAGACGUCUUUUCACGGAAGAGCCUUUAAUUGCGUCAUGAAACGGGGUUUUCCUCACUGGGUUAUAUUCUUGAUGGUCACUUGAGGUUAAUGAUAAUGAACAGGGAUUUUUUCAGUGCUUUACUACAUUAUUCUAUUCAAUUAUUUGCUUGAACUCUCACGACACCUUUGAGAUCCAAAAGCCCAUAUCACUUGUUCAAUCAGGGGAGAGAAGAAAUCCGUUUAUUCUAAUAAAUUUGUAAAAGUACUGUGAAAACUGUGAAAAAGCCAUAAGAAAGCAAUAAUUUGGAUCUGAUCCAUGAAUUUCAUGACUUAAAGGUAUCGACGUAGAAAUCAAGAAGAAAUUAUGGAAUUUCUAGUAACUGAUGAGUGCUAUCACAUUUUGCUGUAGGAAGUUGGAUUAGAAUCUAUGAAAGUCUGCGUUAAAGACCUCAGUGGAUUAGGAUCGAGUCAUGAUCCCUUGAUUGUCAGCUACGCUGUUACUGGAGGUUGUUUAUAAUUUUCCUAUUGUAAUGAUCACUAUUUCUAGUAAGAACUAUUGUUAUUUUUAUUAUCAUUUUUUUUUUGAUAUCUUUUAGAAGUUGUUAUAUGUAGGAACAUUUCAUGAUAUAAUUAAAAAAAACACUGGAGUACAAACACUGACAUACCUUAUUCAUGUUACACUCUAUCUUUGCACGAACUUUAAGAUUGAUCAUUGAUGGGAUAAGAGCAAUUAGAGGGCACACAAGUAAUAAAAUUGCCAAUACUAGUAAUCGAGUAAUCGACUGCAUUCUUGUAUUUACUGAUUUUAUCCCUUGCUUGCCCCCUGAGACACCACGUAACAUUGCUUUAAUUUAUUCCAUCAGUCCUAAGCGCGUGCAGAGAUGGCGGGUAUCGUUAAUAAGGUCUACUAUUAAAGGAUUAAAAAAAAAAAAACAUUUGUUGAGGUACCUACAAGCAAACAUGUUACUACUACUGAACAGUAACUUAGUUUUAAUUGAAAUAUGAAAAAUAUAUUAGACAUUUAUGUUUUUUUCCAAAUGGAUAACUACUCAAUAUUAUGUCUCUUUUUUCUUGGUACAGACCUUAAUCCUUGCCUUAAUGUGCAUUGCCCACGGUUUGGAGGCUGCAGGACCUACAGUGCGCAUGACGCUCGGUGUGAGUGCGAUGACCAAUGCCCUUCAUAUAAAGACCCAGUGUGCACUGCAAACGGAACAACUUACGACAACCGAUGCUGGCAUAAGUUAAGCUAUUGCAGAGGACUUGAAAAUAAUCUGGUUUAUCACCCUGGAAGCUGUGAAGGUAUAACGAAAAAUAAUGUCAGCGAUUUUUUUUGGCUGUAUAUGCCACAUGAAAUAGUCUGGGAGUUAAACUCUCGAUUGCUUAGAAUUAUUGGUGUUGGCUCAAAAUUGAAUUGACUUCAAGUUAUGAUGUUUAUAACUUUUCGUUACUUUUAAGCUCGCUUUUAGCUCCUCACGCAGGCUAAACAACGAUAGACAGCUGUAACAAGCUACUUCGUCUCUCUGCUUUGGCAAACAAACAUAUAGCAACCCAGACUAUAGCCAAUGUUUGGUCUGUGUAAGAUCUUUUAUCCUCAUUUGUCUUGCAAUUUAGUUUUUAUCGCGUAAAAUUAGAUUACACAAAUCUGCUCGGGGCAAAUAUGGUGCAAAAAAGUGCAAAAGAGGAGGAAAUCAAAGACAAAUGGAGUUGCAUAAUUGAGGGCAAAUGCAGUAUUUACUAUCUUUGCCCUUGAUUUCAUCCUCUUUUGCAAUUUUUUUGCAUCUUAUUGGCACUGAGUGAAUUUGCUGAAAAUCAAAUAUUUCCCCCAGUGGCGCGCGCUCCCAAUAUACUGGCAUAUGUUUAUCUUUGAACUGGCACAUGUUUAUCUUGGGCACUGAAACCAGCAUGCAAUAAUAAGCAGCCACUAUACAUUUCGUUGUAGAAAGGUAGCCGACAUGGGAAGUUACAGCCUAGUUUUAGUUCCAUUUCCACGCUUUUUUUAUCACCACCCUUCACCACUUAGAGUUGCACUACAACGCAAGCUAGGGAAGCUACGUAAGCGAUAAUGCUUAAAGAGCACAGUGAUGCUUCCUUAUAAAGUACUUAAUUUAUUACAAAACAGGUUUUCCAAUUGCUCGGGGCCGUGUAGAUCUGCUACAGGUUCCAAAAUGGUCAGAUUCAAACUGUCAGACAGUCACAUUUCCUCCAUACCGGUUUUAUCCGGAUAAACAAGUUCAUGUUCAAAUAACCGUCAAUCACAUGAAGCUGAAUGACUCUGUGACAGUCCACGACGCUGUUACUUCAUGGACAGAAAGUAUCAACACAAAAAACUUCACCGUCUGUGUCAUGCAAACCGGGAGGAAAGAAGAAGGCGCGAAUCCAUUUGCCACCAUUGAUUGGGUGGCUUAUCAAGGAGCACCGCCCGAAGGAUUGACGGGAACGGUUGAGUUGCAGAAAUGGUGGUCUGGUACCAACUGCGCAGAUGUCACCUUUCCUACGGUGAGAUGGGAAUGUACAUAUUAAAUUAAAUUAUAAUUGGUGCAAAUUCAAUUGAGGUCUCCAUGACGAAUGUUAGACUUUCAUUCAUGUGACAUCUUUAAUCCAUGUCUUGAAAAAAAAAACAACAACAACAACAACAACACCAAAAACAGCAAAAAAACAAAAUAAAUAAAUACUAAAUGAUUGGAAAAUUGAGUCUUGUGACCCUUAGCCAAAACAUGACAGAUUUAAUCACGACUUGUCUGCGUAACAAAAGAAGAAAAACAUCAAGAGCGAAACUGUGAAGGAGAGACCUCCUUUACACCCAUUUCAACAAAAUGAAGCGCUAAUCUGAUACAAAGAAGCAGCUUAUAGCAAAAAAAAAAGAAAACAAAAACACAAAAUAUUUGUUUAUCUAUUUGAAUUAACUGACAAGAAUUCACAACUUACGUUAAAGAACAUAUUAAAACUUUCCUUGAACUAGAAAAAUGAGGCACAAAGUUAACAAAAAAAUAAUCGAUUAUUACAAGGUAACUGGGGAGAUGAUUGCUAGAUCUUCUAAAAAGUUGUGACCGACUUAGCGACUUAGUUAACAAGACAACAUUAGGUAACAAGUAAGAAUGGGAACUUACUUAGUGGUUAGUUUCAAGUAAUUUUGCUGUUUCGAUUGUUGUUAUUGCUUUUUCUUCAGGGCAAGUUUGCCGAGGCGCCAAUAGUCCUUGUGACGUCAGAGCACCUGAGGACUGGUAAAGAGUAUGAUGCUGCUCUCAUUUGGAUUGAAGACGUAACAAAGGACUCAGUUAAAGUCUGUCUUCGUGAAAUGCAAAACUUUGACGGUAGACACCAAGAUAUCACUGUGGUACGUUCUUAGUCAGAUUUUAAAAAACUGGAACGCGACUGUCCUCAAAAUUUGUGAGGAAUGCUGGUCUUGAUAAAAAUAUAACAGCGUUAAGAGGAAAAAGCAUUGCUAAGUAAUGAUUGUCUGGGUGAUCGCGAGGGAUGAUCAGUCAAACGAAAGGAAAUGUAGAAUCAAAAACAUAAAAAGAAACGGAAAUAAUAAUAAUAAUAAUAAUAAUAAUAAUAAUGAAUAAUAAUAAUAAUAAUAAUAACAAUAAUAAUAAUAAUAAGAAGAAGAAGAAGAAAAAGAAGAAGAAGAAGGAAAAGGAAAAGAAAUGAAUUGAAUAGCAUUACGGGUGGUGAAUUUUAAAUAGCACACAAAUUGGUCUUCCUUGUCCCCAUGCCUCCCUUCACGCUCUUACGUGAUUCGCCUGAUGUCUUAAAAAAUGUGGAUUUGCACCCUGUUCUUGACGCCUUGCGCUCUUUGUUAGGUCACAACUUCAUAGAGUUCAAAAUACUUAGAUUCCAAGGGGCCUAAAAAUGCUGAGUUUAUUUUUUUUGUUGGUGUAGUACGAUUCUGUCACAAGAUGGGUGGCAUCACUUUUGUCUUUUCCUCUUUUCACAGAACUGGUUUGCCUUCUCCAAACUGCACAAGCCUCUUUUCACUGAACAUGGUGUCAUACGUUUUCCAAAUACGAACCCACCUUUGAUGAAAUGAACAAUGCUUAUUGCCAGGUGAGAAAAGAAUUCUUUUGCAAAAGCACUGAGUAGCAUGCUGUUCACAGCAUUUUCCCCUCACAGAUAUAUCUCUUUACUUACAUCACUGAUUAUAUUUUGAAAAACACUUUUAGUCAUAUACACUUUGCGCGAUUAAUAGAGAUCAAAGUGACUAGAAAAGUAACGAAGCUGGUCCACUAAUCAAUACUUUAAGACAAGAGGUCAAGAAGUACAGACCGAUAACGUCCCUCUUAACCAUUGACAAAGUGUUUGAGCAAUUGCACUGUAAACAAGUGACUGUGAAACUCGACCGCAUCUUUUCUAGCCGAAGCGCUGCUUACAGAAAGGGACACAGCUGUGAGACCACUCUACUACGUCUGACUGAGGACUGGAAGCUAGCAAUAGACAGGAAAGAGUUAGUAUGUAUUUUAUCGUCUGAUAUGAGUAAAACGUUUGACUCUCUCAGCCACUCGCCGACACUAACAAAGCUUGAAGCAUACGGUUUUGAGUCCUCAGCGUUAGACAUCAUGCGAUCAUUCUUUAACAACCGCCAAAAUAGAGUAAGAUUGGGAAAUAAGGAAAGGAACUGGUAUUAAAUCAGCAGAGGGUGUCCUCAGGGGUCUUCCUUCAGCCCCCUGCUCUGGAACUUAUUUCAGAAUGACCUGCCCUGCUCCAUAACUACAGCUAAACUUUCGAUGUAUGUGGACGACCACCAGUUGUAUACCUUCUCAGGAACUAAUUUUACAGUUGUAAGGGAAGCCUUUGAGCAGGAAGGUCAACUUGCCCUGUCUUGGUAUCGUGAUAACUUUCUAGUCGCAAAUCCUGACAAAUUCCAGGCGAUGAUCCUUUAUCCUAGAAAUAUUGACAUUGAAAGCUAAUACACUGAUAUAAGCAUAGAUGGUAGGGUCAUUACAAAUACAGAUUACAUCAAACUGCUUGGCGUCCACAUUGAUUGCAGUACGAAGUUCAGUGGUCAUAUUAGCGAACUGAGUAAGAAAGUCAGUAAGAAAGUAGGGAUCCUAAUGCGCCUGCGCAAUCUUGUUCCCUGCUCAGCUAUAAGUCUUCUAUAAGUCUUCCAUCCUGCCUUACCUUACCUACUGCCAGCUGGUAUGGCACUUCUGUAAGGCCUCCAACAGCAGGAAAAUAGAACGCCUUCAAGAACGUGUCUUAAGAGCGGUAUACAGAACAAAGUCUGCCUCUUACCAGACACUACUAAAAUAUCAGGACUACCCAAGAUGCAAAAUCGUAGAUUGUAGGAUAUAGCAAUACUUAUGAACUCAAGAACAACCUCGCCCCUACUGACUUAGCAGAAAUUUUUAAUUUAAAUGAUUCGAGGUAUUCUCUGCGAAACAAGGACUUUCAUUUACAUACUAGAUUCAAUACUGUAACCUACGGUUCCUACGGUCAUUUCGUUACUUUGGACCUUUACUAUGGAAGAGAGACUAAACAACAAGGUCAAGCAAUCACCCAGUCUUCGGUCUUUUUUAGGAACGCUAUCAGAAAUUUAGAUAUUUCUGGUAUUUUUUUAUUAUCUUUUUAUUAGCUUCGCCAAAAAAAAAAAAAAAAAAAAAAAACAUAGGCAAACAAACAAACAAACAGAAAGAACGUUGGCAGGGACACCGCAACAGCUGUGGCCAAUUGCAUUGGGCCAAGAUACUAAUAAAAAAAAUCAAAGCAAGAAAUAUUAAGAAACACAGCGAUACAAGAAAAACUACAACUACAUACAACAAGUUAUUGGACGAGACAAAGGACGAGCACUGUUACAUUUUAAACAGAUAGACUUGAACGAACGUGGGUCUUCACAAUCAUAAGAAACAGCUAACGCGAACUUAUAAUAAUUAAAGAUAACCGAUUUAAAGGAAGCUAAGGUCGAUGAGCUCAAAUCUAGUUCAUCCACUAAAACAAUUCCAAAUUCCACUAGUUCUAAUGAGAAAGGAUUUCUGGUACUUAGUAGUUUUACAUUUCUUAAUUAUGUAUUUAUUAACAUUGCUGAUUGAGGAUUAGUGGGUCUACCGUAUUUGCGAACUUCAGGUAGGACAGAGGAGUUCACGUUCAAGACCGUGUUUCAAUUUGAAAAAAAAGGUUAGAUCUACAAGUUCAUGCCAGUAACAAAUAGGUAUUAGGUUAAGAGUUUGGAAACGAGACUUAUAACUUAUAUUAAAAGGCAGUUUUAACAUAAACUUAGUCGUUCGUCUUUGGACACGCUCAAGCUUGACGAUGAGUUCGAUGGACUGCGGGGCCGUUCCCCAAAUCUGGCCUAACUAGGGCUACAAUUGCAGGUAUAGCGUUCGUCUUACGUCGGUUCUAAGAGUGAACCUCGUGUUCCUCUUUAAGUAUCCAAGUAGUUUAUGAGCACGCAAAGAUUGUUCGUUUACUUGUUUGUACCAUGUCAGAUCCUUACUAAUCCAUUCGCCCAGAUCUUUUUCUGCAACAUAUAAUUCAAGUGCUGUGUUGUUGAGGUUGUAAGAGGAUAAGAUCGGCCUUGUUUUCCUUGUUAUGUGCUGCGCCUUAUUCUUAGCUUCGUUAAAAAGGAGACCGGAUGAUUGAGACCAAGUUGCAAGCUUACCAAGGUCUUUCUGGAGAGAAGAGGCAUCCCCCAUAGUCUUUAUCUUGCUGAAUAUUCUUGUGUCGUCAGCGAACACCAAUACUCGACUGCUGGAACUGAUGACUUCGGGAAGGUCGUUGACGUAUAAGAGGAAGAGGGCUGGUCCGAGUAUGGUACCCUGAGGUACUCUAGAGGUAGAAGGAAGAUCCUCUGAAGUGGCGCCGAGUACCGUAACGCGCUGACGUCGACAUGACGGGUAACGCCUCGAUAAAUGGCAGUUCGUUAGCACCUGAAGCGCUAUCCACGGAGUGGCAGGAGAUGUUCGGCAAGUUGAUGUCACCAGAAAUUUAGAAAGAUGUUAAAUAAAUAUACCCAACUAGGGUCUGAAUCCGGAGGCCCGUAACAAGAACAGAAUAUAAUCUUCUGAUCAGAUUUUAGAAAAUAACGGUGACUGUUGUAACCCUUGCGGGAUCCUAAUUUUAUGAUUUUAAGAUUUUUAAAAUUUUAAUAUGUAUUAUUAUGAAUUACUAUGUAUUUUAGAUUAGUGUGCCAAAUCAGAAUUAUUAUAAUUAGUAUUAUCAUAGAUUAUUAUUAUUAUUAUUAUGUAAUUUUAGACAACAGUGUCCUCAAUUAGCCAUAUACGUUGACACUUAAAUAAAGUUCUUAUGUCUUAUUACAUUGUUAUAUUAGACAUAUCAAAAUAUCAAAAUGGCAGUUUGUUCUGUUAAAAUGAUUCAUCGCAAAUAUUGCUUGUUCAAUUGUGACUUCAAAAAUAAACACAAUGACGGGAACUGAAGCUAGUAGUGAUAAGGAAACAGUGUUAAACGUUUUAUGUUUCUCUUUCAUGGCAGUUCUUUUCAUUCACGAGAGCUUAUAACUCGACUCCGACAGUUCUUGUCUCAGCUAAUCACAGCACGACGGUGUCUGGGAAUUCCGCACCGAUUCAUAACGGAAUUACAACUUGGAUCGAGGUAAAAUUUUCCCUAAUUGGGAAGGAUUGUGGGGAUGUAUCAAGGGAAAAAAAACUUCAAACCAAAAACUCGACGAAAGAUAUCACUGAACAGAGACACACGCUUGCUUGAGGCGAUGUAUAGGUCAAUAAUAGGUGUGGGGCAAAAAUAUGCCUAUUGAAGUUGAGAUUGCUUAUUGGCUACCUUUUGACGUUAAUUAUCGAAUACGAUUAUGUUGUCGGUACAAAAUAAUAUGUUUAAAUUAUAAUAUCUUUAAAUUAUCAGCAGGGGCCGCGGUGGUCUCGAAAUUCAGAUCUCAUUGUGUGGGUUUAAAAGUUACUUUAGAGCUGUUUCCUUGGACACGAAACUUUGCUCCAAUCAUUUGGCUGCUUUCUUCAUCAACAGGGAUAUUUAGCUCCGUCCUUCUGGGCCUCAUAGCUAAUUUGUGCCACUUCCGUGCCCCUUAUUAGGGUCUAAAAAGGAUAUUUUUGACAAAAUUUCGAACGAUUAUUCACUACAUAAGUCUUUGAUUUUUUAUACCUUUGUUAUGUUACAUAAGAAGACGUAGGAGAAAGAUUUAAAAAUAUUCUGGUAUUCUCUGCCUGUUAAUUCAGUUGUUUAUGACUACAAUUUUAGCUGUACUAAACUACGUUGAGUGCUCAUUUUUUUUUUUUCAGAACAUGAAUACCUCUGGAUUCAGAGCCUGUGUCAAGGAAUUAUACGGGACCAGAUAUGACCCCUUGUCCGUCGGUUAUGCCGUGCUCACAG